UGGAUGGAUGGAUGGAUGGAUGGAUGGAUAGAUGGAUAGAUGGAUAGAUGGAUAGAUAGGAAAUAGUAGUCUCCCACUAUUGUCUUUUACUGGCGCACUGGAAUCUGGACUGUUUGAUUUAAUCUGUAACACUGUUUAUAUUCUACCUUAAAAAAAAAACAGGGUGCCCCUUUAACCACAUUAUUUACCAGGAAAAGCUGCAAUCCCUUUCUCCAUAUAAAUCAUAAUCAUAAUCAUGACGUCCAAUUCACAGCAACUCUGGGAUUAUGUAGAUUAUGUAAAUUAUAUAGAUUAAGACAAAAUCAGUCUCUCUCCUUGCAUUUUACAUAAACAUAUUCUUAAACACUGGGAUUUCCCCACCCCCACCCCACCCCGGGACCUUUCUCAAGUAUAAGCUGGAAGCUUUAAGUACUUUGGUACUCCAAAGGGGCCGAAACUUGAAUUGUUGCUGAUGAUGAAAGCAGAGACAUGCAAAAACAUGAACUGCAAUUCUCAGAAUCUCCUUUUGCUGAGAUGAUGCAGAUCCUAGCAAAUGCCUAACUCUCAUUAAAGAAAAGGAAUCAAGGAUGAUUCUUCUGUCCCCAAGUAAAGGGCCUUCAUGGGUCUCCCUCAAGUAUUAUGUUCCUGAGAAGUUGAGAAUGUGGAUUCUUUUUUUAAUGGUUCAAAACAGAGCAGAACUGUUUGGUUCAAAGAGAUGUGUCUCUGGUGCAGAAUCCUUCUCUUUCCUGCCAGACUAAGCUUCAUGAGGACUGAGGAGGGGGAGACAAACCUCAGUUGCAGAUUCACCAGCCUCUUGCUUGCUUGUUGAAGCAGCAAAGCAUAAUGUGUGGGGCGGUUUGAAGAAGUUCAUGGUUUGCAAGUCCAUGAGUUAUAUUCUGGUAUAACUGGGGAAUCUAUUGUAUAAGAAGGAGAAGGGAGCAAGAUUUGUGAGUAGGCUGCUGUCAGGAAUGAUUUAGAUCUUUUAAUUUUUUUUCCUGAGGCUUCUUUGCUUUUAAUUAACUUGGACAACUAUAAUGCAGGGACCUCUUAUUUUUCUGUCACUUUUUUCUUUUUUCUCCUCUUCCUUCAAUCCUGUUUCCAUCUUUUCUCCCAUCUUUCUUUUUCCCCUCUCUUCCCCUUCCUUCUUUCCACCUUCCUUUCUCUUUCUUUCAGACCAGUUCCACAAUAUCACUGACCUCUGAGCCUUCCCUGCAGCUAUCUUCUGGACCAACUGACUCAGCUCCAUCUUAUAUGCUUCCUCCUAUGGGUCCCCCAAUUUCUUUAAAGCAACAACAGGCAAAAUAUGAUGGGUGUGACUCGGGUUCCCGGGCCCCUCUUCAGCUGGAGGUCCUUCACAUUGAUGAGAAAAGCAGUGCUUUAGUGGUGGCUUCGAUUCCAGAGUGCUCUCCCACCACCUUGCAUCAUCACUCGUCUGGACCUUGGACAAAGCCCCCACUUGCCAAAGCUUCUGGCACUCUCACAACCUCAGAUGGACUGAGCAAAACCACUCCUGGCAGGUCACUUCUCUUCUUUUCUGAGGUGGAGCCAUUGUCUGUUUGCGCUAAUGGUGCAGGAAUUCCGAAUCAGAGACCUGUGGAACCAGAAGAACCUCGGAGGGGGAAGCAGAAAAGUGAAGUCAAGGAUACUGUUGCUUUGGUUUCGAGCAGGGUGGAAAUACCAGCCCUCCAAGAAUUGGAACAGGGAGCUGCAUUUCAGCUAAAAGCUCCUGUUUUCAAGGAUAAUGGACUUAGGACCAUUGGUUACACCAGGCAAAGCAAUUCAGAAACAUCUCUGUUUACACCAAGAACGUCCCCCAAGAAAGAUCAUGUUGUGUCAGCAGUAUGCAGACCAGAUCUUUUUAAUGUAGAAAGAUGGGAGAGCUUUCCAGGCACCAAAGGGCAGCUGGGCUGGGCUGUGCAGCAGGGCUCCAACCAGAGGACUGAAAUCCGAGAUCCAGUGAGGGCAAACAGCUGCCCUGAUGUUGCUGAGAGGGGAUCCAGAAAGAACAGCCUUCUGAAUGGUGUCACAGGACGGUGGAACGAGCCAGCUUCCAGCUUGGCAGCUGCUCCAAAGCCUGCCAAAAAUGUCUGGGAAGAGGAAUUAGACAUUGAUCCUAAAAUUCCUGUGGAGAGAAUUUCCACAUCAAGCCAGGCAGGCAUUAGAAUGAAUGAGGAGAGGAGUGGGCUGUUGGCCAGAUGGAAGGAAUGUCUUCAUACUGCUUCUAGUUUGGCUGUGCAUGAAAUGUGCUUUGGGGUUUUCUGCUGGAUUUCGCUAGGUUGCAUGCUUUUCCAAGGUAGACACCACAAGCUUCUGGGUGUAGGACUUGGUUGUUGGCAAACUGUUGCUCUUAAUAUGUUUUGGGCCUUUGAGUUGUGAAAGUGGAACGCUCCCUGGGAUUGCUCUUGGUGGAGAGAAAUGUAACGGCCUGGAGGAAUAGAACAAUAGACAAUAAGGAUAGGACUCACCUCCAGAUCAUUGUUCUGUAGACCAGUGUUUCUCAACCUCAACAACUUUAAGAUGUGUGCACAAAUCUCAGAACUCUCCAGCCACACAUCUUAAAGUUGCUGAGGUUGAGAAAGACUGCUGUAGACUGAUGUAGAGAGACAUUGCCUGCCGAAGUUCAUACUACAGGAAAUGCUUGUUUCUUAGGUCUAUGGUUGUCUUGAUGCUGCAGUACAUGCUACUGCUGUUGCUCUCCUACAAGCAAUACCUCCAUGUUUUCAUACUUGGGUUUCCCUCUGAAUUCAUGAAUCCUGAAAAGGCUGUCCGUUGAUUGUGGUGGUUUUAAGGGUUUUCUAACCCCCGACAAAGCGUCUGCUGUUAUAUUCGGCCAACUGAGCUGAGUUUUUGUGUUUGGGUGAUGUGGCUGGCAUUGGAGAGCUUUUCUAAUGAUGGAUCGGCUGCUUGUGGAUGUACCAAAAUGACUAUCCCCCAGCUGAGGAAGGAAUGACUUCAGCUUUUCCUGUUUGUGUCCACUAACCAUGUUGAACUUGAAGACCAUGCAUUCUGUGCUGUUCGGUUAAAGGGGGAACUUACUGAACCUGACAUU
Messenger RNA from Python bivittatus (Burmese python), 3028 nucleotides. Lineage: Eukaryota; Metazoa; Chordata; Lepidosauria; Squamata; Pythonidae. The record is from RefSeq and is a predicted model, not a curated record.